AUGGACCUCGACGCCCUUCUCCAUGACUGGAGACGGGAACGAGACCUCAACCGCCGACGGCGGCCAUGCGCGCUCCUGGCGUGGCUCCAGGACACCUGGCACGACGUGGGCAGCUACCUCAACGCGCAGGCGUGCAUCCUCCUCUUCCAGAAGCUCUUCUUCCGCGACGUCUUCCUCACGACGGCCUUCCUGGUCUGGGUCGGGAGGCGCGCCGUCGUGAGGAACCGCUGGCUGUUUGGCGUGCUCGCGUCCGCCGGCUUCGCGGACGGCGAGGUCGGCUCGAAGCUCCUGCGCGCCGCCGCGCAGUCGAGCUCGGCGUUCGCCGUCCACCUGGCCCUCGCCUCCCUCGUCUUCCCACUCGUCUUCUGGCGAUCCCCCGCGCUGCCGAUACCGGGCGACCGCCACCUGGCGGCGUGGGACGUCCUCGCGCCCCUCGCCCGCACCGCCGCCAACUGGCUCGGCGCGCGCAAGGGGAUGCGCGAGUGGCGCUCCCUCGCCGAAGACAACCCCGCGUUCUUCUGCGAGGCGGGGCCGGCCGAUUUGUUCUCGAUGUAUACCACCUUCAGCCACUACGCGGCCCUGAUCCUCGUCGUUCGUGAGCUUGCUCACACGUUCGACGGCUACCAGUCCCGCGCAGUGGAGGAGGCGGGAGAGGCCGUUGGGGCCGUCGAGGCCGAAGGCGGAGCCGAGCUGACAGCCUUCAAGAUCUGGGUGUACAGGGCCCGCUUCCUCUUUUGGGAGCUAUUGAUGCAGUUCGCAAUCAGCGUGGCCUUUGAGCUGAUCGCGGACGCGGCCGGCAGCCUUCAAUGCUGGUGUAUCCAAAGUGGGAUGAAGCUCCCGGAUCGCCUUCCUGCUUGGGUGCGUCGCUUGCCGUUUCUGGGUUGUUUUUUCAGUCUGCAUUUUGCGCUCCGUCAUCCAACUGUGAGCUGGGCAAUCGACCAGGUGCACAUGUGGGUGUUUCCGGAAGAACAUCAGCAUGAAGACGAGGAUGAUUGGGAUCAGGAUGACUGGGAGGGAAGUGAUUGGGACGAUGGUGACGAGGAUGAGAAUGACGAGGAAGGAGACGAGAGAGGCGAUGACAAUCGAGAAGGCGACGAUGAAGAAGACGACGAUGAAGAAGACGACGAUGAAGAAGACGACGACGGAGAAGACGACGACGACCAAGACAACACCAGCGACACGGACGAGGAAACGGACGACAGGAACGAAGACGAGGACGAACCCGACCACAUCUACAUCUACAAAGACGACUGCGGCUACGUCUUCGAAGUCAAGGACGGCGCCGUCUUCGAGCGCGAGACCCUCUUCACGUACGACGGCGAGUACAAGUACGAGUACAGGUACACGGACGACCGCCAGGAGGUGUCCGCGCACCAGCGCGCGACCGAGAACGAGUACAAGUUCCGCCACACUUGCAGGCGCAAAGCACAGGAGGACCGGGACGGUGGUGGCGGCGGCGGCGGCUGCGGCAGCUCGCACGACGAGAGACCGGAGGGGAGCGGGGAUGAGAGUCAGGACGAGUGA
Colletotrichum higginsianum IMI 349063 is the source of this 1524-nucleotide messenger RNA. RefSeq names its product NUDIX domain-containing protein. The record is from RefSeq and is a predicted model, not a curated record. Lineage: Eukaryota; Fungi; Ascomycota; Sordariomycetes; Glomerellales; Glomerellaceae. Bases 1 to 1524 code for a protein of 507 amino acids. The transcript has a single exon.